AUGAAGGUGGCCUUUGAGCGCACGGAGCGCCGCAGCUCCACUGCUCGCAGCGCACGACGUGCUGGCUGCAUUGUGUGCAUCGGUGGUGGGCUGCUGACCAACCUGAUCCUGCAAUCGCAUCUGCACAGCACCGACCGCGGCUUCCUCGGCGGCGUGAUUCCAGGCCUCGGGCCAAAACGUGUCAGGAGGUGGCGUGCCGCUGUGCCCAACAACAGCAGCGGCGACGGUGGCGGCGGCGGCGGCGGCGGCGGCGGGCACCGCAAGAGUGCAGCCGCGGCUACGCCAGAGGACUCUGCUGAUCGAGUGGGCGAAGAAGAGCUCGCUCUAGAGCAGACGAUGCGGGAGUCGGAGACCGACCGGCUCGGCACAGCAGCAGCCAACGCCUCGGGAGUCGGCGCCGCCGCCGGCCCCGCCGGUGGCGACGGGGCCGGCGGGCGCAGCAUUAGCACCAGCGGGUACGACGUGACGUUGGUUUCUCAGACCUCAGACGACCGCGCGUGGAUGGUGGUCCACCUGGCCAAGCGGUGGGGCGGGCCCAUCUCGAUCGCGAUCUUCUGCGUCGAGCCCGAGGAGCGGUACAUGCAGGCGGAGAGGAGGCGGCUCGCGGGCAUCGCGCGGCAGCCAGGCUCGAGCGUCGCCGAGGUGCAUGGCAAGGCAUCUGCCGGCUACCCCGUCAACUUUUUGCGAAACACUGCGAUCGCGCGCGUGCAGACCUCGCACUUCCUCCUCACAGACAUCGACCUCUGGCCGUCGACCGACAGCUACAACGAGGUGCUGCGGCAAGGCGCCGCCUUUCUGAGGCAGCGAAAGCUCGCCAUGGUCCUCCCUGCCUUCGAGUACAACGCGGGGCACACCGACUACGCCUCCUCCGCCUCGCGCGCCGCCCUCGCCAGGGCGCUCUCGCCGGCGCGGCAGCCACCAACGGCACACACGGACACCCACCUCUCCACUGACUACCCGCGCUGGUGGAGGGCGACGUGGCCUUCGCUCAUUCCUUGCUUCAAGUCGCUGCGAUACGAGCCGUACCUGGUGGUGCCGCGGCUAGACACGACCCCGGCUGCACGGCAGCGCGCCCCCGCGGUGUCAGGCUUCGACGAGCGCUUCGUCGGCUACGGGAAGAACAAGAUCGAGUGGAUACAACACCUCCGCUUCCUCGGCUUCGUCUUCUACGUGCUGCCGCGCGCCUUUGUCGUCCACUGCCCCCACCCGCCCUCCGUCUCGCGCCAAAACUGGCAGCUAUUCCGCGACAAGAAGGACGAGCUCUUUCGCAGCUUCAUCCGCGAGCACCUGCGCAACGCAUCCAUCCGCACACGCAUGUGCGAGGAUGCCAACUUCAACGGCAUGGUCCGAGAGUCGGCCGCGCUGCGCCAGGGCGAUGAGCGCCCAGCGACGUCGGACUCGGCUGUGCCUGGGGCCAGCUUGGCCAGUAGAGGGCGUUCCACUGGACGGUGA
Emiliania huxleyi CCMP1516 is the source of this 1452-nucleotide messenger RNA. RefSeq lists its product as hypothetical. The record is from RefSeq and is a predicted model, not a curated record. The transcript is spliced from 8 exons. Gene Ontology annotation, biological process: protein O-linked glycosylation via mannose. Lineage: Eukaryota; Haptophyta; Isochrysidales; Noelaerhabdaceae. Gene Ontology annotation, molecular function: glucuronosyltransferase activity; xylosyltransferase activity. The coding region runs from base 1 to 1452 and encodes 483 amino acids.